UUAUUAUUAAAUAUCAGCUAAAUCCUUCAUUUUCUAUCAAAAUCCUCCACAUUUCUCUGCUCUAUUCUUCUUCAAUCUUCUCCUUUUGAUCAAAAGAUACAAUCAACUCCUCACCGGCCACAUAAACUAGAAUGGGUUCUGAAGUCGUGAUCGUUGAUGAAAUCCCUUUUCCUAAAGAGAUCACGAUCACCAAGCCAUUAGCUCUUCUGGGUCAUGGUAUCACAGACAUUGAGGUACACUUUCUUCAAAUCAAAUUCACGGCCAUCGGAGUCUACUUGGACUCCGUGGUUGUGAAUCAUUUAGAGCAGUGGAAGGGCAAGACGGGAAAUGAGCUCGCGAAAGACGAUGACUUCUUUACAGCUCUCAUUUCAGCUCCUGUGGAGAAGUUGGUAAGAAUUGUGGUGAUCAAGGAGAUCAAAGGCGCGCAAUAUGGAGUUCAGAUCGAGAGCGCUUUGAGGGACCGAUUGGCGGCAGAUGACAAGUAUGAGGAAGAGGAGGAAGAGGCUUUGGAGAAAAUCGUUGACUUUUUCCAGUCCAAAUAUCUCAAGAAACAGUCUGUCAUCACUUACCAUUUCCCAGCAACUUCAACUACUGCUGAGAUUGUAGUCACAACGGAGGGGAAGGAAGAGUCGAAGUAUAUAGUGGAGAAUGCAAAUGUAGUGGAGACGAUCAAGAAGUGGCUUCUUGGUGGGACUUCAGCAUUGUCUGAGGCAACCAUUUCAAACUUAGCUGAUACCCUCUCUGCCAAGUUAUCUUAAUUAGCUUUUCUUUUCUAUUGUUUAAUGAUUGUGGAAUUUGUUGCUCGAGAUCUGUUCUGUUCUGUAUUGGUUAUUUUCAAAGAUUUGCCUAUAUAAUAAACUGAAUGAGAGUAAUGAGGGCCAAAUGGCGACUCUUGGAAUCUUUAUAGGUGAUGAUAUCUCUCUUUCCUUGUUUC
Molecule: messenger RNA, 934 nt
Organism: Morus notabilis
Lineage: Eukaryota; Viridiplantae; Streptophyta; Magnoliopsida; Rosales; Moraceae
Product: probable chalcone--flavonone isomerase 3
Exons: 5
Coding region: 132-758 (208 amino acids)
Molecular function (GO): intramolecular lyase activity
Source: RefSeq, a predicted model, not a curated record